Molecule: messenger RNA, 1558 nt
Organism: Cryptotermes secundus
Lineage: Eukaryota; Metazoa; Arthropoda; Insecta; Blattodea; Kalotermitidae
Product: UBA-like domain-containing protein 2-B
Exons: 4
Coding region: 83-520 (145 amino acids)
Molecular function (GO): protein binding
Source: RefSeq, a predicted model, not a curated record
UCUGGGGGAUGAGUAGUUUUGAAAACAAGUCGUGUGUGGUGUUGUGAUACCGUGUGAUAUUUUUUAAUAGUAUUUGCGGAAGAUGGACUCACUGAGAGAACAAGUGAUGAUAAAUCAAUUCGUAUUAGCUGCAGGUUGUGCAAGAGAGCAAGCGAAACAGUUGCUACAAGCCGCACAUUGGCAAUUUGAGACGGCCCUAAGUAUAUUUUUCCAAGAAGCAGCCAUCUCUAGUUCCCCGCAGGGUCCAGGAACGCAUUUUGGACAGGUAUGCACACCAUGUAAUACACCAGCUACACCACCAAACUUUCCUGAUGCACUCUUGGCUUUUUCAAGGAUGUCAACAGGUGGAGAAAAACUCAGUUCUUCACCAUCAGGAGUGUUCUCCACAUCACCCAACCAGAACACACAGCAGCAGCAGCAGCCACAGCCACAACAUCCCAUGGGACUGCAGUGUCAACCUGGCCAGCAAAGCAAUGGGCUUAGUGUAGGGGUUGGUCUGGGUGUUGAGCUGCAGAGAUAAACACAUUGAGAGUACUCCAGUUUAAAUUGUAACUAAAGAAAGGAACAAGAGAAAUGCUGCUUCUGGGCUAGCAUUGUUCAUCCACUGCGUAUGGCAGGGCCGUAACCAUCGUUUUUAAGAGCUAUGAGUUCAUCCCCUCCGGCAGAAAAUACACCCCAUUGCAAUGGGAGUUAGUGCAAGGAUGUUACAUAAUUAAUGAAGGAAUGUCUUUUUCCUUUCUUUCUUUUUUAGAUAUUUACAUCAUAAUCUUUUGACAGUUUUCUGUCCCUUCUUCAACUAACAGUUGUUAUGUUGCAAUGAUGUUGAGAGGUUAGACAAUAAUAGAUGAUGUAGUGUUUGUGUACACACAGUUUGAUGAUUCCUUAUGCGAAGGAUGUGCAGCGCAUUGCGUAUCAUGUGUAUGUGUAGUCAUAAGUGUGUGUGUAAUGUAUGAGUGAUAGUUUGUGUGAAUGACAUAAUCAAGUCAUAUGACGAUUAUCAUGUAUUGUCAACAUCAUGGCAGUAUUUGAACCAUGUUCCUGUUACUGCCAACCGUAUCUAUGUGAGUUCCCUCACUAUGAACACCUGUUGUUUGACGUGUACAGUGUUCAAUUUUAUGUCUUAACAAUAAGAAUUGUAUAGACUGUAGGUUCAUUUUUUUAUUGUUGUUACUUUAUAUCUCCUAACAUGAAGAUAGUCAUGUUGUAUAUUUGUCGGUAUUCCUAUUUUCAAAAAUCGUGUAAAUAAUAUUGGAUAUUGUUGAAAGUAAAAUAUACCUGUGACAGUUCUGUUGAUCUAAUAUAAGUUUUGAGAGUACAAGAUUGGAAGAGAAUAUGCAUAUGGUAUACUAUAUUGUAUGUCACAUUUCAUGCUAGUAAUAAUGUAAAUAUGUAUUAUAGAUUUUUAACCUUUUUGAUGUGCAUCAUCUACCUGCGCUUGAUUAUGUUGCCGCAGUUGUGAGAAGUUGAAGCAGUGUUGAUUAUGAGGGUUAUCCAUUAUGUUGUGAUCAUUGUAAGGUCCAUGGAGAAAUGAAACUAUAGAUGAAAUUAUGUUCUUUAA